Pelobates cultripes (western spadefoot toad) is the source of this 7084-nucleotide messenger RNA. The record is from the annotation of a GenBank genome assembly. NCBI's taxonomy places the organism in Eukaryota, Metazoa, Chordata, Amphibia, Anura, Pelobatidae.
UGUAUGAUUGCACAACCCCUGGGGGAUGGCCCUAGCAGCACAUCCAUACAAUACACACACAGUGAGUCACAGGAGGGGUGGGUACAGUGUGUAAUACUGUGUGUGAUCACAGAGCUCAGAGAAACCAAAUGCAGUGUGGAGCUCACAGCAGCUGCAUGCACUAGUCUCACCCCAGGACCCCCUGCCCUGCAGAGACUGGACAAGAAAGGGAGCAGAGCCACGUGCAGGGGGGAUUUAAAGUCUCUCUGCGCCAGGUGUCCUAGGGGAUUUAAACUCUGCUCCAGGUGACAUUGCAUACUGCCUGCACUGACCUAACCUGGACUCUGGGAUCUGGCACUGGUGGAUGUCUGCUGUUGCUGCUUUGUGAAGGCUUGUUUCCUUUGUUGCCUGUGGGUUUACCAAUGAUUGCCAACGUGCAGAGGGAGAGCCGGUUGGGGGCCCCUAGGUUGGCCCCCUGUAGACCCCGCUUCAAGAGACUGGAGAGUGAUGAGCCUCCGGCUAAAUGCCUCAGGCUCAGCGAGACCCCCCCGGACAGUGGCUUACUGCCCUCCCCUGGAUCCCCUCACCCCCCAACUCCCCACAGUGGGACCCCUCAACACCAAGGACCUACCUGUCUUGGGAACUACCUGCUGCUACCAGCUGGGGACCGGGAGCAUGUCUCCAGAGCCCUGAACCUGCACACGGGAGAGGAGCUGCAAUGCAAGGUGAGCCCAGGCCAUGAGGGUGCCCCCUCUACCUACCUACAUUCUGUACUUACCUACCUACUCACUGGGGUGCUAGAGGGCAGGUAGGCUGCCUUCCUGUAUCAGCCUGCCUCCUGCGCCCACAAAUACUGACCCCUGCACUUACUAUGGGAUACCUAUCUCCUGCUCUGCAUUAUAUAAAUAUUGGGGUGCUGUCCCCCUCACUCACUCAUUAGGGGUGUUUCUCAUUCAUUCACAAUGGACUGUUUUGUGUGAUUUUAAACCUUCUAUUAGAUGGCUAAAUCUCUGCUGUUUGGAAUGAUUUGACACUUUUUGGGGGGUUAUGGGUGUAAUUGUCUGCCUCCUCUGCAAAUUGGGGGGAUAGUUUGGUGGAACCUUUUAUUUUUAUUGGAGUGGGGUGAUGUAUACAUAUAUCCUGUUAAUACUCUCUGGGGACCCGGCUAAUUGUUUCCUGCACUGGCUCUUGAGAUCCAUCAUGAACAAAAACAAUGUAUCACCUUUAUACCUGUGCUCUUAAAUAGAGUAGACCCUAUUCUCUUCUGCACGCCCCCCCCCCCCUCACAGUAUUCCAUUAAGACCCCAUUACCUUCUUAGGGCACACAAUGUAAUAGGACUUUUAUAUACACAGGGCAGCUGAGGCAGCCAGAUUCUCUGCCAAUUUAUUUCUCCCCAUGUAACUGUCAAGUGAUGUACAUAUAUGUGGUAUUAGUGCCCCCUGCCAGCUCCCCCCUCCCUGCUUCCCCACACACACAUUUCUGUGUACCUGGUUCUAUGGUCACUCACCUCUAAUAACAAUAGUCAGGACCUGCUGGGUUUAAACAGCUCUUUUCUGCCUGAGUGCUAACACAAAGAAUUUGCAAUCUCAUUAGUCUAAGCAUUGAAUUUAUCAAGCUAAAAAGCAGUCACAUGCUAAUUCUUGCAGUGUUGGCAUAUUCAAAACAUUCCAAGCUCAGUCUGUCUCCCCACUUUGUUAUUUUCUAAUUUAGUUUUUUUUUUUUUAAACUUUUUUUUUGCUUUGAAAUCAGGUAACAAGUGAUGGUAGCUGCAGGGUUCAGUCUGGGGGCCCCUCUGUUUAUUCUGUAACUACCGCCUCUGUAAAAAAUUAGAAUUUCUAUCACACAUUCUUUUACCAAUUGUAUAUCUUAGUGUGGCUUGACAAAUUACGUCAAUGUUGAGCCUAGCCUGGUAGGCGCUGAAAGAUGUGGAAUACUGAACACUUCUUUCUACUGCUUUCAGUCUUGGGCAUGCCAUAGGGAGUUUUGGAUAAUUCCCAAUAGUGAUUCUAUUUCCCUUGGUUGCUGCUGGUUUCCCACAAAACACUGGUAAUCUCUGAUCAUCCCAUUAAAAACAAGGAGCCUCCUUUUUACUAAUACAUAAUGUCUCUUGUGGUACAUCCUGUUUGUUAUAGUAAUAGCUGUUUAUUAAAUGUUUAACCAAAAUAAUAACUUUACCAAACUUUUAUAUUAUACCCACCGGAGAUUCUAUAUUUUUAUUGUAUACAAGUACUUUUAUCGCCACUGGGAUAAUGGUCGAUUUUUUUUUUCUCCCCAGAUUGUUCUCUAAAUCUUGACACUGUACACAUAUUAAAGCUCAGUCUCUGUUAGAACGUUUGGUGCUGCAUACAUUUCAGGAAUUUUAAAUAAUUCUGUUGUUUUUCCUGUUGUUGCCCUACUAGGUCUUUUCAUUAAAACACUACCAGAAACAGAUCGAGGCUUACGUCCAGUUGCCCUGCCACCCAAACAUCACAGGGGUAGUGGAAGUUAUUCAAGGGGAGAGCAAAGUCUACGUGUUUUUCGAAAAGGACUAUGGUGACAUGCACUCUUACGUCCGGAGCUGCAAACGACUGGGAGAAGAAGAGGCGGCCAAGUUAUUCAAACAAAUCAUCUCUGCUGUGUCCCAUUGCCACCAACAUGCAGUUGUCUUAGGAGAUCUCAAACUGAGAAAGUUUGUGUUCUCCGAUAAAGAGAGGUGAGAGAUUGCUUUAUGUAACAAAAACAAUAACAUUCAGUCUUGACAUUUUGUAGCUAACAAACAUCUGUAGUGCCAACCUUGUGCCAGCACUGCCCUGCAGAUUGCUAGCCUAGACUUUAAGGACCGGACCUGGUUGAUGGUGGCAGGUAUUGCAAUAAUGCCUGAUAUCAAGAUGAUUAAAAUAAGUUUUAUUGACUUUGAGAAAUAGAAUAUUUCCAGUGCUAUAAAUGUUUUAAACCAUGCGUGGCCUAGAUAACAUGCUGUUCUAUAAAUAUUGGACCUGCUGUAAUUUUUUCAGCUAACACAGGAUGUUAAAUGCAAGUGUUGAUAGACACUUUACGACUGUCUUCUCUUUUAGCAUGACAUAAUUUUGCAUAACCGUGUGCAUGCCUUCCUUGGGUUACACGUUGCUCUACAAAUGUUUGAAUGUCACGGUAAAGCUGAAUGUGGCUGGUUAAACUGUCUAAAUACUUAGCUUUUUUAAUUUUACCGUCUUUCUCUUGCGCUCAACUUACAGAUCUUAGCAUAUUUUGGAUGUAAUCUACCAGAGCUCUGUGAUUAAUGGGUCUGCACAUAGCAAUGACAACAUUUACUCUUCUGUGUAAAGUGCAGCAAGAUUAGCUUUGCCAGGAGCCGUUUCUGUUUUCUUGUGGAUGAGAUAUUUGCUAAUGCAAUGCCCUUGGUAUGUGAACUGACUGAGAUAAGUGUGAAGUCCCUUCACUGAAGGGAAAGGGCUGGUUAUAUUUGGGGCAGGACGAUUGGAUCUAUCUAAGGCUUGCGGUUUUGGAGCUGUUUUUGGAGUUUAAAUCAGAACGGCGUGCCAGAUGCAUGAUAUAAAAAUAACAAUAAUAACUAUAUACCCGAGUGGAGCGAUGCCUAACCAUAGCAUUACAGAUGCUCCCUCGGCCCCUGCAGGGAUGUGUGGAAAUAUUUGAUUGUGAGUUGACUAACAGUGGAGUCAGUCGCUGUCGAAAGAGUCACGUUGCAGACAGCUCACUAAUUUUGAAACUUGACAUUGCAAUGCUAAUAAUAAUGCCGAACGCGUCACAUUUGUCCACCGUGGGCUAAGCCAUUUGUGACGGGUAUGUAGUGUGAUACAGGCACAGGUGCAAGUUUUGAGUCUGACAGCCGCUAGUGGCUGCCAAACAGUGGUGUGGAGUUUGAGUAAUAUUUUCCGUUUGCUGAACCGUAGGCACUUUGCAGAACAAGAGGUCAGGCUGAGGACAUCAGGAAAAUAGAGAAAGGGGCAAAUUUACCAAAUAGUGGAAGAAAAAUUUUUUGUUUGUUAUUAAGAUUGUUAGCAACUUGCAACCGUGGCUCUCCAGAAUAACAUUGCAGUUUUAUUUAAGUUUCCAUUAAAAAAAAAUAAAAAAAAAAUGUGGCCAGCCUAAUAUCCUAAUAUAUAUAUGUAUAUAUAUUUAUAUUAAAAAAUGAACUUGAGCAUUAACCUUAAAACCUUAACGGGAGGAAAUCCCAUUCCUAAUUCUCUGCUUAAAAUCCAAUUUAUUCCACUAGGAAUAAAACUUUGAUUACAAAUAGGCCAGAAUGUAUUACUAUCGGUUUCACUGAAAUGGAAAACUAAUUAUUUUGGCAUUCAUUACAAUAAUGUGAAUGAGAAUUGCUGUAGUCAGCACCCCCCAAUUAAUGACGUUCUCCUAGUCGUGCAUAUUUUAAGAAUUUGUGUUGGCAGAGGAUUCCAGCUGAACAUGCAGUUCCUGAUAUGACCACUAGAGGCUUCUGGUAUAAGACAGGUCCAUCAGUUGCAUUCCUCCAAGUGAGAAAUGUGACUCGUUCUCUGCACAUACAUAAAUAUGUCUAAUGAAAAAACUCUCAACUGAUUUCCAGCAAUGCAUUUCUUUUAUGUUCUAAAAAACACUUCACGUUAUUUUUUUUUUCCUCAAUAAACUGACCUUGUCAUUCUUUUUAUUCCAGGACUCGGCUGAGAGUAGAAAGUCUCGAGGACUCUCACAUCAUGAAAGGCGAUGAUGACGCUUUGUCGGACAAACAUGGUUGCCCAGCUUACGUCAGCCCUGAAAUCUUGAACACCACUGGAACUUAUUCUGGGAGAUCAGCAGAUGUGUGGAGCUUAGGUGUGAUGCUAUUCACGCUUUUGGUGGGACGCUACCCAUUCCAUGAUGCAGACCCGAGCACGCUGUUUUCUAAAAUCCGCCGUGGACAGUACUGUAUUCCAGAUCACAUAUCUCCCAAAGCCAGGUGCCUUAUACGCAGCCUUUUGAGGAAGGAGCCUUCUGAGCGACUCACUGCAGAAGAGAUUUUAUUACACCCCUGGUUUGAAGCAGCGUCUCAGCCAGGGUACGCAGAUCCAAACACUAGCAGUACGGACCAGCUCGUACCCGAUAUACCCCAAAACUAUGAUGAUAUAGAUUCCUUCUUCUGCUAGUCCUCAUCCCCGCUUCCAGGAAUUCUAUGUCCUCAUUGACUGUACCUAUGUGGCAGAUUGGUCUUGGGACUGAAACAAAAAAAAAAAAAACUACAAAUGUUGACCUCAUGGUGCCGAGGCCUUGCUGUAUUUGCCAAUUUUAUUAUGCACCCUACUGACUUUGCCAAUAAUUAUACAGUUUGCAAGAGCUCUGGGGAAAAUGUUUUGCUUUUCUUCAAAUUAAGAUUUUCAAUUUCAUUUUUUUUCUAAAAAGAAAAAUCGCCACAGUAACAAUUUGAGUUUCAUUCAUUCAUUCAAAUUUGAGAUCACAAUGAAAUGGACUGUAUUAGUAUAAUUUGACAUUGUGAUGGUCUCAAUGCUGAUUAACCCUACAAUUUUGUGACUACCAAAAGCAGUAAACAUUGCACCCCUACAUUGUCCAUCGGAGGAUCAAACUUUUAUGGUGUUUCAUGAAAUACUCCUUCUGUAGCUGAUUUAUUUUUCACUGGAUCAUUGGUUAAAUAUAAAAUUUCCUGUUCUAAAUCAAAAUAAUUAUUACAUAUCUGUUUUAUAACACAUUAACUCUACGAGUCAUAAGAAAUUGCAAUAUAUGGUUGCGUUGUGGUCAUGGUGCUAAAAUUCGAGUGAAAUUUGGUUUUCCUGCAAUUGCCAAAUGUUUUGGAGCCAAUCUAUUUCCCUAUUUCUCAUAGUUAAACAAAGAUCUUGGAAAUGAAAUCUAGACUGACCUUAAAAAAGAAAAUGUCACCUGGUUUAAGUCCCUGUGAUUUAGCAUGGAUUUUAGAAAGCUGUUCUGCUUUAAUUGUGUUAGUGCAGUGGUUGGUAAUAAUUAAAAAAAAUAAAAAUAAAAAGAACAAAAGAUUUGCAAUUACUGUUAUUGGAGGAGAUUUGUCCAAUAACAGUCAGACAAUUUAUUUUACUUCAUUGCAAUAAAAGGAAGGUUGUUAGAUGUUCACAAUUUAAUUUGGUAACAAUAUAAUGUUUCCCGUGUAGUCAUUAUAUCUCAGAUAUAAAAUGGUGUCCAUUAUUACAAAAUAAGGUAAACAACACUUUUUAGAGAGUAAAGAAUUUCUGCCACACUCCCAGAAUACCAUGCAGCGACAUGCAAAUUAGAGCACACAAUAUUGUGGUUCCUUUUGGACCACCCUGCUGUUUUGUACACAGCUUUAGGACCAAAACGGAGAUAUGCAUAUGUGUGACGAUUCAGCCUGUCAUUUUAACUCUUGUUUUAGGCGCAUAAAUCAUAUAUAUUGUUGCAUGGCUCAACAUUCUAUAAUGAUUGAGUUAAAAAAAAUCUAUUAUUUUCCCUUAUAAAAUUACUUUUGAAACUUUUAAAUAAGACUCACGCAAAUCAGGUGGAGCAUCAUUUAGCCCCUCCUACUUUCCCUUCAUGAGGUAUCUGCAAAAAUUAAACAAAAAUGCUCUAGUACCUAUUAACGAAAAUGUCUUGAAGAAGGCAGGUUUAAGUCUUUUUUUCUUUUCAAAAUUAUGCAUGAGAGGAACUGCAAAUGACAGAUAUGGUUUUUUUCCCCCUCCAUUUUAUUUCUUAUUUUUGUUAUUGUUGUACAUUGAGAGAUAAAAUUCGUAGAGCAGAGAUUUGUAAUGUGAAUAACUGUUGGCAAAACUGUCACAAAGUAAAUCGUGAGCUAAACCAAGAGGACCCGUGGCCUCUUUUGCACUAACAGCUACACGGUUGUUUGACUUUUGUAUCUGUGAUACGUUGUACAUAAUGACAGUAGGCAUUUGCUGAAAAAAAAAUUACAGAAAACACUAUUGUGUAAAUAUGUUCAAAAAUAAUUAUUGUUCAAUUUGUAAGUACGUUGUAAUAAAUAUUUUUUUUUUAAAGUUUCUUUGUAUUUUUUAACCUUUUCUUUUUCAUAGUGAAGACCUACUCACACUGUGUCUUACAGUGGCCAUCAUGUGUAAAAAGUUCUAAAAGAAUGCAAUGUUUUCCUUCAUUCUAUUGGUUUCCAUGGCGAUUCUUAGUAGUAUUAGUAGUAGGUAGUGACCC